AUGCCAUCAUUAAGCACCCUCAAACUGGGGGCUUUCCUCGGCCUUGCUGCCAUUGCCCCCUCGAUUGAGGCAGCUGACAGCUCAUCUUGCCGUUGUUUCCCCGGGGAUGAUUGCUGGCCGUCAGUUUCGACCUGGGAUGCUUUCAACCAGUCUGUCGAUGGACGUCUUGUGGCCACUGUACCCCUCGCAACGCCGUGCCACACUCCCAACUACGAUCAAACGAAAUGUGAAGCUUUGAAAGAGGACUGGCUGUUGCCAGAGGACCACUAUCAAUCCUCUUCGUCUCUGAUGGCUCCAUGGUUCACAAAUGGCACAUGCGACCCAUACCACCCUGUUUCUCAGCCAUGCACUCUUGGUAAUUUCGUCCGAUAUGCGGUGAAUGUCUCCACGCCUGCCCAUGUGGCCAAGACAUUGCAAUUUGCCAAUGAGCACAAUAUCCGUUUUGUUAUUCGUAACACCGGCCAUGACUACAACGGAAAAUCCACCGGUGCAGGUGCUCUUUCGGUCUGGACACACCACCUUAAAGGUAUCGAAUUCAAGGAUUGGAAGGACGAACAUUACACAGGAAAGGCUGUGAAACUCGGAGCAGGUGUCCAGGGUUUUGAGGCCUAUGAGGCAGCCAACGCGCAGGGGCUUCGCGUGGUAGGUGGAGAGUGCCCUUCCGUCGGUAUUGCUGGCGGAUAUAGCCAGGGAGGUGGUCACUCUUUCCUGUCGUCGAUGUAUGGACUGGGUGCGGACCAGGUCCUCGAGUGGGAGGUGAUCGAUGGUACUGGUAGGCUCCUCGUCGCGAACCGUCAAAACAACACUGAUCUCUACUGGGCACUGUCUGGUGGCGGCGGUGGGACCUAUGGUGUUGUCUGGUCUAUGACCUCUAAGGCUUAUCCCGAUAGUCAGGUAUCUGGUUUGAACCUGACGUUCACCACCACUGGCAUUUCUGACGACACGUUCUACAAAGCCGUGGAGCUCUACAAUGCUCGUUUGCCUUCUUUCGUGGAUCAGGGUAUCAUGAGUCUGAACUUCAUGACCAACGUCUCCUUCUCUCUCUCACCGAUGACUGCACCUGGUAUGCCCCUGGAGAAGCUCGAGAGCCUUAUUAAGCCAUUCCUCAAUGAACUGAAGGCCCUUGGCAUCAAGUAUCAAUAUCACGCGGAGAGUUUCCCCGCUUACCUUGACCAAUUCAAUGCCCAGGCGCCACUCGUUGAAAUUGCAGUGGCCCAGUAUGGCAGCUGGCUCCUCCCCCGGUCUGUCGUCGAGAACAACAGCACUAACCGUGAACUGAUCCAGUCCUAUCGGACUAUCCUCUCUACGGGUGCUAACUUCACCAAUGUGGGUCUUAAGGUGUCAAAGGAAGUCGCUGGCGACGUCGACAACGCCGUGAACCCGGCAUGGCGCAAUGCAAUUUCCCACAUGCUUCUGUAUACCGGCUGGGAGUUUGACCAGCGAGAGAAGAUGGUUGAGGCGCAGAAAUUGAUGACCGAGGUCUUGGUCCCUGCCUUCAGCAAAUUAGCCCCGGAGUCUGGCGCUUACUUGAACGAGGCCGACUUCCACCAGCCUGACUUCAAGACUGCCUUCUUUGGCAACAACUACGACAAGCUCCGCGCAAUCAAGGCCAAAUACGAUCCCAACGAUCUCUUCUAUGCGCUGACAGCUGUUGGCUCUGAUGAGUGGACCGUCUCGGAAAGUGGAAGAAUGUGCCGUGUUUAA
Molecule: messenger RNA, 1704 nt
Organism: Aspergillus oryzae RIB40
Lineage: Eukaryota; Fungi; Ascomycota; Eurotiomycetes; Eurotiales; Aspergillaceae
Product: FAD-dependent oxidoreductase
Exons: 4
Coding region: 1-1704 (567 amino acids)
Molecular function (GO): FAD binding; oxidoreductase activity
Source: RefSeq, a predicted model, not a curated record